Molecule: messenger RNA, 1614 nt
Organism: Recurvomyces mirabilis
Lineage: Eukaryota; Fungi; Ascomycota; Dothideomycetes; Mycosphaerellales; Teratosphaeriaceae
Exons: 7
Coding region: 1-1614 (537 amino acids)
Molecular function (GO): acyltransferase activity
Source: RefSeq, a predicted model, not a curated record
AUGACUCGCCCAGCUGUCCCAAUCAUCGUUGGCGUAGGAGAUGUGGUCAACAGGUCUCGCAAGGUCGAGGAUGCCAUCGAGCCGCUCGAAUUGAUGGUCCAAGCAAUUGAUAAAGCUUUCGAAGAUAGUGGACUUACGAAUUCGGCCCAGUCUAGCCUUCAGUCGCAAGUCGACACUCUUGAUGUUGUCCGCACAUGGACUUGGCCAUAUCCCGAUCUACCUGGCUUGAUAUCGAAGAGGAUAGGGGCUAAGCCGGAGAGACAGCACUACACUGACCAUGGAGGCAAUCAGCCGGCCUACCUGUUGGACGAAGCUGCAAGGCGUAUAUCAAAAGGAGAGAGCAAGGUUGCAAUCUUGACGGGUGGCGAAGCUUUGGCGUCGUUAUCCGCAUGUGCGGCUGCGAAGAAGCUGCCUCCUCCUGGUUGGACACCUCUUGCAGAAGAGGUCAACAGCGUCUUCUCGCCCACCACACGAGAACUCAAACCUGGUGCGUUGCCCGGCAGCUGGACGCCUGAGCGAACAGGAACUGAUCUUGUAGAUGUUGGAUCUAAGCACUCCAUUGGCAAUCCUAUUCAUAUCUAUCCACUCUACGAAAACGCUUAUCGUGCUCACCAUAACCAAAGUAUUGCUGAGAAUCACAAGGAGAGCGCGGCUUUAUAUGCAGAGUUCGCGAAGGUUGCUGAGCAAAACGAGUACGCUUGGAGUCAUGGCAGGCCAGCCGAUAGUGCAGAGAGUAUCGGAGCUGUGAGCAAGAAGAAUCGCAUGAUCUGCUUUCCUUAUCCCUUACUGAUGAACGCUUUCAACACUGUGAACCUGGCUGCUGCAUGUAUCGUUACAUCGACUGAGUACGCACGAGAACUUGGCAUACCUGAAGAGAAGUGGAUAUAUGCUUUGGGUGGUGCCGGUACACAAGACAGCGCUGAAUUCUGGAAACGUCCUUCGUUCUGGUGGAGUCCUGCUAUAUCGCGAUCACUUGAUGCAGGACUACGAGUUUCUGGCCUUCAGAAGUCAGACAUCGAUCUCUAUGACUUCUACUCCUGUUUUCCCAUUGUGCCAAAGCUGGCUACGAAUAGCUGGGGCAUGCCAGUAGGCAAUGCACCAAAACCGGUAACACUUCUGGGUGGACUUACGUCGUUCGGCGGAGCUGGCAACAACUACUCUAUGCAUGCUAUCACUGAGAUGACACGACGAUUGCGGAGUGGCAGAGGCAAAAAUGGUCUGAUCCUGGCCAAUGGCGGAGUCGUAACGUAUCAGCAUGUCGUCUGCCUGUCGAGAAGUCCCCGGCUGGAUGGCUUACCCUAUCCCAAUGAGAAGCCUUUGCCAACAUAUGUCACGGAUGUACAAGUGCCUCUGGUGGACGGGACUGUGGAAGGGCCUGCUACUGUUGAGACCUACACUGUGGAGUUCGGCAGAGAUGGCAGACCUGCAAUAGCUUUCAUCAUAGGCCGACUAAAGUCGAAUGGCCAUCGAUUCAUCGCCAAUCACGCAGACGAAGAGACUUUGCAAGCAUGUUCGACUACUGAGGUGGAACCCAUCGGGCGAAGUGGAACUGUGAAGACAAACGACGAUGGGCGCAAUCUGUUUAGCUUUACUGUUCCGAGAAGUAAUCUGUAA